AUUGCUGCUUCUACUAAGUGUAAUGUUAUGAACUGUUCGUCAGUCAGUAUCCCUAAUUGUUAGUGAGUAAUACCAUUAUGUCCCAUCACAGAAGUGGAUCCCUCUAUGAAGAGGCAUCAGCAAAAUUGUCAAGUCAUAUUCAUUUGUCUGAAACAUUCAAUUCCCAUUCCAAUGCUAAUGCUAAUGCUAAUGGUAAUACUAAUUCUAUUUCCAACGGAUCUUCUAUCGGUACUGACAUUGAUUUCACUGACGAACAACUCUGGGAAGUGGAAUCAAUGCCAGCAUCGGCAGAAGAACUGACUAAAGCCAAAGUUCAUAAAUCUCAUCAUUUUGUUGAUAGAAUCAUGCAAAAGAUGUUAAAAUAUGCUAUCCCAGAUAAUGCCCCUGAAAAGGUAUUAUUUGAACAACGAUUACUGGACCCAGAGUAUAGUAGUCGACCAGGAUUAUCAAUUCGAAUUCUAUUAUCUAACUUUAAGAAGUUAAGUUCUAGAAUGGGAGGAAUCUUUGCAUUACAAUAUGGAUUAAUUCAUAUUAUAACAUGGAAAAAACCUACUAAAACUUUAACAUUCUUAGUAGGUUAUACUGCUAUAUGUUUAUGGCCUCAUAUAGUAGUAGCAUUUCCAGCUAUUUUCUUAUUAUUUGGAAUAAUAUUACCUGGUUACCUUUAUAGACAUCCUAAACCUAUACCUGAUUUUAUAAAGGUUAAAAAGAGAGGUCAAUCUCUUUUAAAAUUUCUUGAUGAUUCAGAAGAUGUUAGUAUUAUUGAUGAUUUAAUUAGUGAUGAAUUCAUGCAUGAUCAUGAUCCUAAUGCUUUAAAACCUUUAUUAUCACGUCUGGGUGAUGAUAGUUCUGAAACAGCAUCUACAAUCGAUACUUCAUCAAUAAUAGAUGAAUCAGAAAAGAAGGAUAAAUCUUAUAUAUCAUCUCAAGUAGCAUUAAUUAUUAAUAUGAGAGAUUUACAAAAUUUAACUACUGAUUUACUUUUAGCAUUUGAUGCUGCUGAAGAAUUUUGGUUUAAAACAGCAGGAUUUGCUAAUGAAAGACUUUCAACAUUUAUGUUUUAUGGAGCAAUUGCUGCUACUUGGAUAAUUUUAUUCUUAGGUCAAUUUAUACCUUGGAGAUUUAUAUUUAUUCAAACAGGUUGGGCAGGAUUAAUACUUUGUCAUCCUAAAUCUAAAAAAUUCAUAGUAGAAUUGAAUAAAGUUCAGAAACAAAGAGCCCUUCUUAAACCUAAAUCUCCACCAAAGGAAGUAGGUGAACCACAAGAAUUUGAUAGAAAAGAUAUUAUAAUUGAUGAAGCACCAGAGAAGAAAACCAUUGAAGUUUAUGAAUUACAAGCCAAGAGUAUUCUCCAUAAUAAAUGGUCAUUUUAUCGUUAUUCCAACAAUAUUUUUGAUCUUAAGAGUAAAACUCGUGUAGCCGGGAAAAGACCUUCAGGAGUUGAUCAUUUGGCUAAAGUAUUACCUCCUAAGGAUUGGAAACUUGAUUUGGCAUUUGCUAAUAAAUGGCAAACCGAUACUGAUCCUAAAGGAUUUCUUCAUCGUAGAGGUUUAGAAUCUAGAUUGCUUGAAGUAAGAGAUGAUGCUGAAGAAGGAUGGAUCUAUGAUAAGAAGCAUGAAGAAAUUGAGAUUCUGUAUGAAUUCAGAAGACGUAGACUAUUUAGGGAAUGCUACAGAUAUGCCCGAGAACCUAAACAACCCACUAAAUAUUUAUAGAGUUAUAUAUAUAUAUUUAUA
Messenger RNA from Scheffersomyces amazonensis, 1736 nucleotides. RefSeq lists its product as uncharacterized. Gene Ontology annotation, cellular component: peroxisomal membrane. The transcript has a single exon. The record is from RefSeq and is a predicted model, not a curated record. Gene Ontology annotation, biological process: peroxisome organization. Bases 78 to 1715 code for a protein of 545 amino acids. Lineage: Eukaryota; Fungi; Ascomycota; Pichiomycetes; Serinales; Debaryomycetaceae.